AUGGCUCGCAAGAAGAUCAUUAUCGAUACAGAUCCCGGCAUCGAUGACAUCCUCGCCCUGCUGCUGGCGCUGUCCGCCCAGCCAGAAGAGGUCGAGCUGCUGCUUAUCUCGUUGACAUUUGGCAACAUCGAGGUUAAGAGCUGUCUCCGUAAUGUGGUUUCCAUGUUUCACAUCCUCGAGCGUGAGAUCCAAUGGCGUCGCCAGAAUGGCCGCACUGAAGGGUUUGGCGCUAUGCGUGCCUUCCGUCCCGUUGUCGCCGUCGGUGCAGAGGAUCCGCUAGAGGACCAGAAGAUGCUGGCUGAUUACUUCCAUGGAACCGAUGGACUCGGCGGAAUCCAUGCUAGUCACCCCCACCUCACUCCUAGCCAGACUUGGGAGCACCUGUUCGACCCGGCCGUUGAUCCUCAAGGGAUCGAGACCGUCAAGACUGGCGCUGACCCGGAGGACCAUUCCUUCAUCCCAUCCAGGCUGCCUGCCCACAAGGAGAUCUUGCGGGUAUUGCGUGAGAAUGAGCCGAACACGGUGACUUUGGUCGCUGUCGGCCCACUCACCAACUUGGCUUUGGCGUCUGCCGAAGACCCCGAAACCUUCCUUCGGGUGAAGGAGGUUGUGGUCAUGGGUGGUGCAGUGAACGAGCCUGGCAAUGUCACCCCUGUCGGUGAAUUCAAUGCCUAUGCUGAUGCAUUCGCCGCCGCACGGGUAUUUGCCCUCACAUCGCCCAACCCCAACUCGACUCUGCCGCCUAGCAAGACCUCUCUGCUUCCACCAUACCCCGCCAAGCUGAGUCGUCAAUUGACCCUCCGCUUGUUCCCACUUGACAUCACUCUGCGACACAACCUCUCCCGGGGCGAGUUCCGCACAGCCGUAGCCCCCCUCGUCGAGGCCGGCUCUCCGUUGGCUGAAUGGGUCUCUGCUUUCAUGGCACACACUUUCCAGACUCUGGAAAGAUUGCACCCAGGCCAUGUCGGCGACGAUGCUGAACUCAGUCUGCACGAUCCGGUUUGCGUCUGGUACGCUCUGACAUGCGAGGACCCGCACUGGGCGCCCACGGCCACCUCUCCUGAGGAUAUCCGUAUCGAGACGACGGGCCAAUGGACCCGUGGUAUGUGCGUCGUUGACCGGCGUAACAGGCAUCCGAUUGAGGGCGACGAGGAGAGCGCGAGUGACCAUGGCCUUUGGUUGAGCCAGCGUGCCGGUAACCGUAUUUAUCGGAUGGACGAGUCGCCUGCGGAGAAGACGUUCGGAAGCAUCCUCAUCGAGAAGCUUUUCAGUUAA
This is a messenger RNA of Penicillium cataractarum, 1275 nucleotides long. Its product is annotated as putative nucleoside hydrolase. The transcript has 6 exons. Gene Ontology annotation, biological process: purine nucleoside catabolic process. Gene Ontology annotation, cellular component: cytosol. The coding region runs from base 1 to 1275 and encodes 424 amino acids. Gene Ontology annotation, molecular function: purine nucleosidase activity. NCBI's taxonomy places the organism in Eukaryota, Fungi, Ascomycota, Eurotiomycetes, Eurotiales, Aspergillaceae. The record is from RefSeq and is a predicted model, not a curated record.